GAUCAUCCCAGGUGGAAACAAAACGACAAGUGUUUCGAAGAGCCACCAUGCAAAAUAGAACCAUUCCUGAGCCAUGUCAUGCUACUCGCAUCCUGGGGCGCAGAUAUAUUUUGACUGCAACGACUCAUAAAUAUUUGGAAAUUGGGCUCAAUGUACAAUAUCGACCCUACUCCGUCGUGGAAAUAGUCCUCGGCGACAAUCGCGGUAAUGAACUAAUAUUACAUACGGACACUUGGGGAAAACUGAUGGAAAAUCAUGGUGCUAUACGACGACUUCUGGAAGCGCGCCCAUCGUACUUUCCGCUACGGAUUCAAAAUUUAGGAGUGAAAUUGUUUGAGCUAAAUGGUUCAAAAAUUGUAAAAUUAAUGCAAUAUUCUAAGAGUUUGUAUUUGAGUCCUGCUACAAUGAACAAGUUAUUUACUUAUGAAUAUUGCAUUGAUCAUAUAUAUACGCAGUUGUCUGAACAGGCAUAUCUGGUUAGAUCAAGAAUUCUAACUUUUGUAAAAGUUCUUCGAGAAAAAAAAAAUUACCGAAAUGUGCAAUGCGGUAAAAGCGAUACGUGAAAGCGCUGCCUUUGACAGUGAGUCACUUAUUGAUUGCGAGCUGCUGACAUGUGCUUCGAAAGAUAUCUUGCACGAAGCUAUGAGCUGUUUGGUAUUCUGAGCUGUUUGGUAUUCUGAGAAAUAAAUUACUUUGUUAUAUAUUAUGAUACAUCUUUUUUACUUUAGACCACAUCCUUUCU
This is a messenger RNA of Harpegnathos saltator (Jerdon's jumping ant), 742 nucleotides long. RefSeq lists its product as uncharacterized. The coding region runs from base 48 to 563 and encodes 171 amino acids. The transcript is spliced from 2 exons. Lineage: Eukaryota; Metazoa; Arthropoda; Insecta; Hymenoptera; Formicidae. The record is from RefSeq and is a predicted model, not a curated record.